UCAAUGGCGAGCCCCAGCACUGGGAUCGAUAAUGGACAUGACGAGGAAGGUGAUAAUUCUGGAUUGAUGAGAGUGUUGAUUGUGGGUGAUGAUGUGCUCGAGUGCAGAGUCCAUGAGACGCUUUUUGGCAAGCUCGAAGUAAAGGAAGAAGUCCAGACUGAAAUGGCCACAGACAAGGAAGACUUGGAUCUUCACCUUUCUGGUUCAUCUUUUGAUAUUAUUCUCAUGGACAUUGAUUCGCCCAUCAUGGAUGGCCUUGAAGUGAUGAAGGAGCUGCGAGCGAAGGGGGUAAAGAGCAUGAUUGUGGGACUGACUUCACAGAAUGCUGAAGCGGACAGGGCAGCUUUCAUGGCGGCAGGUCUGGAUGAAUGCCUUGAGAAGCCAUUGACUGAUGAGAAGAUCAAGUCUCUUGUUGACACCCUGGAGAAGAACAACUAGAGAUGGGAGCAUCAGCUUAUACCCAAAGGAGGAAUAAUGAGUGAUCAUGCGAAAUAUAGA
Eucalyptus grandis is the source of this 498-nucleotide messenger RNA. RefSeq names its product two-component response regulator 24-like. The coding region runs from base 4 to 438 and encodes 144 amino acids. Lineage: Eukaryota; Viridiplantae; Streptophyta; Magnoliopsida; Myrtales; Myrtaceae. The record is from RefSeq and is a predicted model, not a curated record. The transcript has 2 exons. Gene Ontology annotation, biological process: phosphorelay signal transduction system.